UUUAUUUUAUUGGUUGGGAUUUUAUUUAUUGAAUACUGAAAGAAUUCAAUUAAAAUAUGAGGGAUGGAGAAGAUAUUUUGGGCUUUAUAAUUUUUUUGAUUUGUUUUCAGUCAUUUUUCCAUUAGUGAUGACUAGUUUAGGUAUAUACUAUGCUAUUGUUAACCCCGAUCCAGUUGAUGAACCAGAAGCAUUUCAAGAACAAGCUGAAAAAAUUGUAAAAGACGAUCGAAUAUUUACUAUUUUUAAUUCAUUUGCAGUUUUAGUAAUGUGGUUUGAACUUUUUUUGUUGUUACGAUACUUUGAAAGAUCUGGAGCUUACAUUUAUAUUAUAGUCAAUAUCUUUAAACAAAUUAUACCUUUCUUAAUUUUUAUCCUAAUGGUUGUCCUCGGAUUUGGUCAUGCUAUGUUCGUUUUACUUAAUGAUACUGAAUCCAUAGGCAUUAAACCUGAUGGUUCCUCCUUUCAAAUCACACCUACUGAUUCGGAUACGGGUGAACCAUUACCAUAUAAAGUGGAACAAGUGAUUGAUGUGAAAAGUAUAUCAGAUAAUUAUUUCACAAAUUUUGUUAAAUCUGUUGAAUCAGUUUUCUUUUGGACUGGUGGUCGUUGGGAUCAAUUAGAACAAUGGAAUUUUUGGCCAAUAGAUGUUUAUUCUAUUAUUGCUAGUAUCCUUCUAGUCACAAUUUUACAGAAUAUGUUGAUUGCGAUCAUGACUGGUGCAUAUGAUGAUGCUAAAGAAAUUGGUAGACAUGCAGUAUUAGAAUAUCGAGCGGAAUUGAUCGAAGAUUAUGAAACGAUCGAAAAACCUCUUGGAAGUAAAAGAGGAAAUCCUCGAUAUAUUUAUUAUAUCGGAAAAUCAGAUUAUAUUGAAGAAUGGUUAAGAAAAUCCGAGAAAGCAAGAAAAAAUCAUGAGAAUUUCUUAUCAAAAGUUGAUGACAAAAAUCCUUGGGAUGAUAAUGAUGAUGAUGAUGAUGAUGAUAAUGAUCAUUAUCAAGAUCUUUCAUAUUAUUAUUCAACUGAAACUGAUUCUAUUGCAUCACCAAGAAAAGAACAAGAAACUCCAUUAUCAUUAUAUUGGUUUGUUGAUGAAAAUGAAAAUAAGAAGAAAUUAUUAUUAAAAUCAAAAUCUUCAAGUAUUUCAUCUAAAUCAGUUAGUAAUAAUAAUAUUAUUCUUCAAAAUGAUAAUAAUAAUAAUGGUGGUGAAAAUAAAUUGUUGAAAGAAAAAAUUCUAUCCAUGGAAAAAGAAUUUUCUGGAAAAUUAAAUUCUAUGGAAGAAACUAUCAAAAAUUUAAUCUCCGUAAUACAAAAUCAAAAAAAUAAUUUAAUUUAAUUUAGUAAAAAAAGUUAAUAUUUUGAACAUUUUUGAUCAUAAUUUUUUUUUUCUGUAAUAUAUAUUAUAUACGUUAUACAAUUUCAAAGUUCGGUUA
Molecule: messenger RNA, 1427 nt
Organism: Rhizophagus irregularis DAOM 181602=DAOM 197198
Lineage: Eukaryota; Fungi; Glomeromycota; Glomeromycetes; Glomerales; Glomeraceae
Biological process (GO): calcium ion import across plasma membrane
Cellular component (GO): plasma membrane
Molecular function (GO): monoatomic ion channel activity
Source: RefSeq, a predicted model, not a curated record